UUGCCAGGAAACAAGCGUCGACGCUAUGGCUUUUGCUUCCCCCAGCCAAUGAGCUGUCACGUCAUUGCCCAGGCCGGCGUCCCUGGGCGGUUACGUGUGGCGCGCGGGGGCGCGAGCUGCGUGUGGCUCGGGGCGGGGCGCGGCUUGAGCUCCUGAAGAGCGAUGGCGGCGGCCUGAACUCACCUUAGCACAUCCGCGACAACAGGGCCUGGCCCAGUUCGGCGCUCAGUGAGUGAACUAUUUGCAAGUCUGGACUGGACAGUGACCUUUGGGCUUGUAACUCCAGUCUGGUGUAAUCUCUGGCUCGAUGGCCAGUUACUGGCUUCUACAGACCAGAUGAAGCAUACUGGAGACAGAAGUGGAGAAAGCCUCCAGCUGGCAUAUCCUCAGAGUGUAACCCUCUGGCUGCUGGCCCUGCCCAGUCUGCCUUAUGGAAAGGAUGAACUGGCUGGGCAGACUGGCCUCCCGGGGCCCUGGGCACCGUGUACCUCAAGGGGCCAGUCUUCAGGCCCCUGUCAUGGCUGACCCUGAGACCUGCCUCAUGGUCUUCAAGAAUCACUGGUCCCAGGUGUUGCGGAUCCUGGAGCGGCAAGGCCCUCGGGUUGCUCCUGGAGGUGCAGAUGAUCUCAGUGCUGUGCGCAACCACACUUACCAGAUGUUAACAUUGCUGGCAGAGGAUCGUGCAGUCCCUUCAGCCCCCACCGGCCCUGGGCCCCUGCUGGAGUUUGCUCUGCGUGAAGAUCUGCUGACCCGUGUGUUGGCAUGGCAGCUGCAAUGGGAUGAGCUUGGAGAUGGGGUGGAGGAACGACGAGCUGAACAAUUAAAACUAUUUGAGAUGCUAGUGAGCGAAGCUCGCCAGCCCCUGUUGCGGCAUGGUCCAGUUCGUGAGGCUCUGCUGACCCUUUUGGAUGCCUGUGGCCGCCCUGUACCUAGUAGCCCUGCACUGGAUGAAGGCCUGGUGUUACUUCUCAGCCAGCUGUGUGUGUGUGUGGCCCAGGAGCCUUCAUUGCUUGAGUUUUUCCUGCAACCACCUCCUGAGCCAGGAGCUGCUCCACGUCUUCUCCUCUUUUCUCGCCUUGUUCCUUUUGUCCAUCGAGAGGGCACACUGGGCCAGCAGGCCCGUGAUGCCCUGCUUCUGCUCAUGGCUCUGUCAGCUGGGAGCCCUACUGUGGGCCGCUACAUCGCAGAUCACUCUUACUUCUGCCCGGUGCUGGCCACAGGGCUAAGUGCCCUGUACUCCUCACUGCCACGAAAGAUUGAGGUUCCAGGGGAUGAUUGGCACUGCCUACGACGGGAAGACUGGCUAGGAGUACCAGCCCUUGCACUCUUCAUGAAUUCCCUGGAGUUUUGCAAUGCAGUCAUUCAGGUGGCUCACCCUCUGGUGCAGAAACAGCUGGUUGAUUAUAUCCAUAAUGGGUUCCUCGUGCCUGUCAUGGGCCCUGCCCUGCACAAGACCUCUGUGGAGGAGAUGAUCGCCAGUACUGCCUAUCUGGAACUUUUCCUACGUAGUAUCUCAGAGCCUGCCUUGCUCCGUACCUUCCUGCGAUUCCUGUUGUUACACCGGCAUGACACCCACACCAUCCUUGACACCCUCGUUGCCCGUAUUGGCAGCAACUCCCGGCUCUGCAUGGUCUCUCUGAGUCUCUUCAGGACUCUCCUGAACCUCAGCUGUGAGGAUGUGCUGCUGCAGCUGGUUCUCAGGUAUCUUGUUCCAUGUAACCAUGUGAUGCUGAGCCAGAAGCCAGCUGUACGUGAUGUGGAUCUCUAUGGACGAGCAGCUGACAAGUUUCUCUCCCUAAUCCCACGCUGUUGUCGGCACAGUGCCCCCAGCCCACCCCGUCCAGAGCAUGCCUCGUGGGCACGAGGCCCAGGAAGCCCAACUGUUGAUUCUUCUUCUGUGGUGACAGUGCCGCGGCCCUCCACACCGUCUCGUCUGGCUCUCUUCCUUCGGCAGCAGAGCCUGGGUGGCUCUGACUCCCCAGGUCCAGCCCCUCAUUCCCCAGGGCUUGCUGCAUCCCCAGCCUCCAGCCCUGGCCGACGGCCCAGCCCUGCAGAGGAGCCUGGUGAGCUGGAAGACAAUUACCUGGAGUAUCUGCGUGAGGCGCGCCGUGGUGUGGACCGCUGUGUCCGAGCCUGCCGUACCUGGUCUGCCCCCUAUGAUGGCGAGCGUCCCCCUCCUGAGCCCAGUCCUCUUGGCUCCCGGACUAAGAAACGCAGCCUACUGUCUGAGGACAGGGACAAUGUGGGGCAAGGGGAGGAAGAAGAGCUUGGGAGUAGGGGGCUCUCUGGGAGUGUAGGGGAGGGUCCUGGCCAUGUGCCCCCUCCCCAGCUCAAUGGAGUGCCAGGACCAUGGCCUGAGGGAGCCAAGAAGGUUCGUCUGGUGCCCCAUCUGGUGCCACAGGAGGGAGCCAGGGAACUGCUAGAGGGUACCUCUGAGGGUAUGGCAGGACUAGAGAGCUUUGGGCAAGAGCUCCAUGAGCUGGAGGUGGCAUUGAGCAAUGGUGGAGCUGGCUCAGAGCACCCUCUAGAGCCUCCACUACCUCUUGAGGAAGAGGAGGCCUACGAGAGCUUCACCUGUCCCCCUGAGCCCCCUGGCCCUUUCCUCAGCAGCCCUUUUCGGACUCUCAACCAGCUGCCGAGCCAGCCUUUCACUGGCCCCUUCAUGGCUGUGCUCUUUGCCAAACUCGAGAACAUGCUGCAGAACUCCGUCUAUGUCAACUUCCUGCUGACGGGGCUGGUGGCCCAGCUGGCCUGUCACCCCCAGCCCCUGCUCCGCUCUUUCCUGCUCAACACCAACAUGGUCUUCCAGCCCAGUGUCAAGUCCCUGCUGCAGGUGCUGGGCUCUGUGAAGAAUAAGAUUGAGAGCUUUGCAUCCUCCCAGGAAGACUUCCCAGCACUGCUAUCCAAAGCCAAGAAGUACCUCAUUGCCCGUGGCAAGUUGGACUGGGCUGAGGGUCCUACAACAGGACCUGCCCCCCGCCGCUCUGAUCCCCUAGUGAAGAGCCGGAGGCCAUCCUUGGGGGAGUUACUCCUGCGGCAUGCACACAGUCCAACCAGGGCCCGGCAGGCCACACAGGUCCUUCAGCCUGGGCGAGAUGGAGCUGGACUUGGCCUAGGUGGGGGCUCUCCUGGGGCAUCGACUCCAGUUAUGCUCCCCAAGGGCGGGGCUCCUGAGCGCCAAGGUGAGGCUCUGCGAGUCAAGAAUGCUGUCUACUGUGCAGUCAUUUUCCCUGAGUUUCUCAAGGAGUUGGCUGCCAUCUCCCAGGCCCAUGCUGUCACGUCGCCUUUCUUGUUGGAUACUUCAGAGGAGGCAUCUGGCCCUCCCAUCUCAGGCUUUGGGCCCCUCAAUCCUUAAUUUUCUUCCAUGGACAAUCAGGGCCAUAAGUGACCUGGGCUGAGGCCAGGGCACAGGCUCCUUUUUAUGUUUGGAGGCAGUGGCAAAAGAACUUUUUAAUUUAUUUCAGAUGAAUGUUUUAUGGAGAACUUACUGCAAUAUGUAUAAAAGGGAAAUCUCUAUUCUGUGCUCAUUCUUUUUUCCCAACCUUUUUCUAUGGGGCUGGGUCCGCAAAAAUGGUUGUACGUAGAAGGGGAGGUCAUCAGGAGUAUUCUCUCUGGUGAAGACAUUGGUGCAAAGGUUUCAAGCUAUCUCUUUUGCCCUUAGAGGCUGAGAGAACUUGAAGCCAAGGGAAAACAGUGAGAACUCUUCCCCUGCCUCUGGACCACAGGAGGAAGAAAUAACAUGGGCCCAGGAUAGCUUGGGGGAAUAGCAGCUGAUGUUUAUUGGGGACCAGUAUCCCUUUGCUAGAUUUGAGGGCUUUGCCCCCUGCAUCUGUUGCUUCAAUUUCAGUCGUCGCUGUCGAACUCCGAGGACAGAGCUUGCAGCAGGGCCAGGGACAUGGAGUGCCGGUCUGGGUCCCCAGGACCCCCACCCUGGGCUCCUGGUGGGGGGCUGCGGGGGCUGAAGAGCCAGUUCUCUGCCAGGGUUGGGAUAGUCACAGCUUGAUUCAUGCCCUAGUCUUUUUGAUUCCCCUGUCCCUCCCUCUGGCCCUCUCUGCUGCCCCCACCCCCAUACCAGGGCCGUGCUUCUGAUUUACCCUCCCCUGAGUCCCUUAUGUCAUCCCCUUCACCAGGAAUCUUGGGUGCCCCACACAUUCCUGGCGUAUACUCCCCAUAGCCCCUCUCCCCCUUCUACUUUGUCCCUCCCAGCACCUCCUCAUUUCCCCUAGAAAUACCUGACAGCAUCUGGGGCCCUCUCCAGAAGAGGUUUCGGCCCUUGUAGGAGAAUCUGUUGGGUCUGCCUUCUGGCCCUGCCUGGGGAGGUGGUGUAGGUGGGACUGGAACAGAUGGGGACCCAUCAGCUUCGGGAGUAUCAGCAGGUGCUGCUGGGGCCAGAGUUGGCAUGAUUCUGGGGUUGGGUCUGAUCCAUUUGGCUGAAUGAGGCAGUGGGUCUUUGAUCAGAGGUUUCUGUGGUCCCACCACUCCCUUGGGCUGCAGUGAAAACUUGAGGCAGGAGAAGGCAACAGGCAAUGACCGCUGCAACUGGAGCAUCUGGGGCUCACCGGCUGUAGGCAACAGCUCCAGCUGCAGCCAGGAGCAAGAGAAGACCUGGUAGAUGACAUAGAUGCUGUGGGUGCUUCGGAGCCAGGGAAGACUCUGCUGUAGGCUCACCUGCCCUGGUGGCAGCAACAGGAAAGCAACCUUCUUGCGUAGGCUACCCGUAUGUAGGCGGAUCCAGCAGGACUGCCCAUCCAGCAGUCGCAUCUCUUCAUAGGUAAUCUGUGCUCGUCCAUUUGGUGAGUAUUCCCGAAUGCAGUGGGCAAAGGCACCCUCAGAUCCUGCUUGUUCUAGGAGGUUUGGUAGUGGUCCCACUGGUUCCAGUGCCCUUCGGCCCUGCCGCCCUGGCAAAGCCAGGCGAGCGUGGGCUGGCCGGGACUUUUUCACUAGCACACCCAGCAGGUCAUAGAAGGCUGAGUCUGACAAGAAAGGUACUGCCACUACAUUGGAUCCAAAGUGUUCCUGGAUAACCUGCGGGUGGCCAGUUUGUAAGUCAGGCACUGAGUUAGGGUCAAGAGUGAACUAGCAGUCUACUAGAGAUUGACUUUCCCUCUUACUUAGAUCUCUACAGCAUACCUAGUCUUUUGUUUUUGGUUUUUUGAGAUAAGAUCUUGCUGGGUAACCCAGGCUGGCCUUGAGCACACUGUGUAGCACAGGCUAGCCUUGAGCUCGUAGUGGCCCUGCCUCAGCCUCCCAUGUACUGAGAAUAUAGGUUAUACUUCCUGCAUGUCUCCUAGUUCCUUCCUGUAGCAAAGCCUUGAACAUCUACUAUGUACCAGACUAUGCCAGAUACUAAGGAUACAUGAAAGAAUGAGACUUUAUAUUUACCUUAAUAUACCUCAGUCUAACUGAGGAGACAAAAGGUAAGCAGUAGUAAAGUAAUAGCUGAAUGUAAAGAAGAUGAGUGACUUAAUGGCCUUUAUCUUUGAUAGAAGGAGGUUUCUAGGUAGUAAUACUUGUGUUUUAAAGGAAUUAACCAGUUAGGAAAUGUUACUCCAGGCAGAGUGGAUAGCCAGUGAAGAAACACUUUCAAACUAUGGGGGGCACAUCUAAGAAUAAAUAAUUUCAUAUGACUUAGAUGUUAGGUAUGAAGAAGGAAAGGCAUCCAAGAACUAGAUUUUGAAAGGCCUAGUAGGUCUUUUAUAAGUGACUGGAAUAUUACCCAAGGGCACUUGUUUCCACUUGAAGGGUUCUGGGUAGUAGGGACAACACCAGGUGUGUGUUUUAGGGAGCUGGUUUUUAAUAGGAAAACAUACGUAAGGAGAAUUGAUUAUUUAACAGUAUUGGCAAUACUCCAGGUAAAACAUACUAAGUAAAAGCUGAAAUAAUAAAGGUGGGGGAGGAGGGAGCAGAAAGGAUUCUAGAAAGAUGUAGGUGAUAGAAUUUCUAGAAAUUGGUCACCUAAGGGUUGUGGGAGAAGGACUCUUCAGGGAUCAUUCCUACGUCAUUGGUUACAUGGGUAAUGUCAUUAGCCAAGAAUAGGUGCACAGGGAUAGGUUUCUAAUGUCUAUUCUUUAUCUACUGUGUCAGUUACUUCCUAAUAUGUAUACUUUCUACCUUAGUCACAGGCAUAGUUCUCUUUUAGGGUAUUUAAGGCCUCAUCUUUGUAAUGUUACUUCCAAAAUGCUUCUAGGGAUUUCAGCUCCCCUAGGUUUUGUUUAUUUUGUCCUGCAGAUUUUUCUCGGUAACAUACACAGUUGUAGAAAGUAUUUCAUGAACAACUAGGAACCCUAUAAUGUCCUCUAGUAAUUGUACUGGUUUUAUGAUCUCAACCCUUGCAAGGCUGAGACUGGGUCAUUUCAUUGGCUGAGACUUUUGGCUGUCUGUUCUAGGGAGUCAGGGCAACCCCCCAUCUUCCUCUGUCAGUGGUCCCCUAAAGCUGAUUUGUGUUUGGUGACAUAAAGCUAUUUUGGAAGUGCUAAUUCAUAGCAUUAAAAGGAUAUCUAUCUGAUGAAGUUGAGUCUCCACCUGGUUAAAGCAAGAUAGCUUGCAGGCUACUGUCUUGUUCAUCUGGCCAUAGAAACCACUGGUACUCUUUUGAUCUUCAUGGAAGAACUUCUCAUCAUUCCUUCUUUGCUUUAAUAAGACAUGGAUCAGUUUCUUUUGGAUGGGAACGUUAGGCUAAAGAAUAGGCCUCUGAGAAGAGCCAGUUGGGUUUCCAGGGUUGAGAGCAGAGCACUGAUGUAUUCUCAUUUUUGGGUGGAAUGAUUUUUGCCCCAUGAUGAAAACCACUAAGGGUAACCUCAGAAUCCCACCCUAAUUGCUCUUUUGUUUCUAGAUCCUGAACAUAUGAAGUGUCUUCAGUAGGGGUCUCUCCAUUAGAAGUGAUGUUUGAAAUACUUGGCUUAUUGUCCAAGUUUCUUCUGAAAGGGUGAAUCUUUGGUUUAGCUAGAGGUUCCUCCCCAGCACAUACAUAAUAAUUUGCCACGGAGGCUUAUUAGUCCCUCCUUACCCUUGAGAGUCCCAGUGGUCAUCUAAAGUAGGAAAAUGAAGAAGCUGUGCUGCUCUGUUCUUUCCCUAGGGUGACUGUGUUCUUGCUACAGUCACCAGUUGAGACAGCUUUUUGCUCCUACAGAACUUCUCUUUCUGAGUGGGAGUUCUAGGUUUUGUAGGGAUAGGCCAGGAAGGUGAUGGUGGAAGAUUAUCUCCCUACAUGUAGCUUGAAUUCUGAAUGGGGAGUUCUUGAGCCACAUUCUGUUUAGUGUAACAUUUUGUAAAGUGCCCAAUAAGUUGUCAGCAAUUUUGAUGAUAGUAAACUAGGAUUAUUUCAAGGUGCCCUACUCCUUGAAUUUAAUUUAUUCUUCAUAUCUCUACCCUGAUUUUUCUAUUGAAAUAGUACAGCAAGUUUUUUCAUACUCAGAGAUGGUAUAGUGUUGUGAUAUUUGAAGAGUAAUUUAUUGUCAUCCUGAUUCUAAUUGGUCUGAUCUGGGUUGAACCAUCUGCAGUGCUGAAACCAUUUACUCAGAUACAUAGCAACUCUUUGACUCUCCUUUUUCUGCUUCCCUGGCCUUUAUGGUGAGCAGCUUACCAGGGAAUGGGUGCUGUAUGUCAUGAAGGCUGCUUUAAGUCUGCAAGCUUAGUGGGCUAUUUUCUGUGAAGGCUUUAAGUAUGUCUGCCUUCAAAUUAAUGUUGCCAUAACCUGAUCCAUAAAGUCUCCCACCUGAGAAAUUUGAAGCUAUCUAGGCUGCAGCUGACAAGUGAAUUGAUGGGACAUGUUGGAUACUUGCAACCCCAGAAAGGGUGAGAUCUUUGUGCUUCUUGAAAUUAAUUUCACUCCAAUCCAAAUUUCUCAUUGUGGGAAUUAAGGUGGAAGGAAUAUCUGAAAGAGGUUGAAGGUAACGAUUGUAUAGGAAGUUUAAAGGGCUUUCCAUGAUGUUUCUCUAUACUUUUUUUUGGCCUCAUUUUGCCACUGCUCAUUUGAAUUUAGCUCUAGAAGACUUUUGGCAGUCUACAAAUAUUUUUUUCUUUCCUGUCUUGGCUUUUGCAUAUGCUCUACCUUUAAUUAGUAUGCUGUUCACUCCCCCAUCCAUCUGCUCAUUAAUUUAUUCAGGUAUUUAUUGUGUCCUUUUUAUGUGCCAGCUACUUCUGUCCAUUUUUGUAUAACUCUUCCUUCCAUAGCAAGAAUAUUCUUCAGGAAGCCGUCCUGAUCUCUUAAGUCUUAUUCCUGAUUUGUGGUUUCCUUGCUAUUGUUAUAGCUCACUAUAUUUCGAUCUUUAAGGAGCCUUUCUUACUACAGUUGUGAUUAAGUGGGGCAGUUUGCAUAUAGCACUUUACCACUGUGCCUAACAUACAAACAAGUACUGAGUAAAUGUUAGUUACUAUUGUCUUAGGUUUCCCACCCCUUCCUACUCACAAGCUGUUCAGACCCAUCCAGAUCACAUUGUUGUUGCUUCCUUUACCAACCUUAUCCUUGAUGAGAGUCCAAGUGGCAUCAGCUUCAUCCAGUGUUAGCAGCUGGGGAUUAGUAACCAACAUGGUGGGCAGAGCAGUGGCUGUUGCAGGAACCCUGGGCUUCCCUAGAACCCUAUGCCUUGGGCUCUGACCUAUUGUAGCAUGAGGUCAUAGAGGUCCUGCUAGGUAAUGUUUUGGGUAGGGUGAGAACAGUAAUUUUUCUAGCCUCAUUACAGCCUGUGGUUCAUACUCUUGAGUCACCUACUUUAGGGGAAGAAAAUGUUGGUAUCUGUUAGGCAGCACUGUGUGUGUGUAAUUCUUGGUUUGUGUUCCUUAGGGAAAUAGGAUUAUGUCUCUUCUAGUAGUCUUCCUGAAGCAAUUUACUCUUCAGUUAGCUGCAGAUAACUUCUUUGUGAGGUUGAAUUGGGGUCCUAAAGGAUGUAGAAGUACAAGACAGGUCUUACAUGGAGAAUGCAGCAGUGGUUCUCAACCUUGGCUGCACCUGGAAGUUACUUGGGAGUUUUAAAAAUUACUGAUGUCUGUUUCUUACUUCCAGAGAUUCUGAUUUCAUCGUUCUGGGGUGAGUGGGCAUCACAACUUCUAAAAGUUUCUUAAGUAAUUUUAAUGUAUAGCCUAGGUUGAAACCCAUUAUUAAUGGGUGGGUUAUAAGUGCAGAGGAAAACAGGUGUGUGUGUAGGAGGGUACCAUGCUGAGCAAUGACAGUGUGGAGGGUAAAAAUCUCAUUCAGUUAAUGUUGCCUUAGUAACUGAAGAGAAUUUUCAGGGAACCAGAAUUACUGAAGUAAAAUUGAGGAAAACUUUAUUUAUCCUCAAUUCUCUGUCUUAGGCUAAUUUUUGUCUACUAGCUUCUAUUUUACUCCAGCUCCUGUUGGUUAUAUCCCCUUGUUUUUUAAUCCAGAAAUUUCAACCUAGUAUUUUUUUGGUUUGACUUAGAGUCUUUCUAGGAGUUCCUCUCCCAUUUUAUACCUUAUGUCCAAAGAGUCCUCUCUCUGAGCCCCUCAGAGAGCAUCCUUUGUGCCCAGGAAGAACUUGUGUGUAGGGAGUAUCCUCCGCUGGCUUGGUCCAGAUUGUAGUGCUGUCCCACAAAGUUAUCUGCCAUCUGAGUGCCUGAGAUGGUGGGAGUGUGGGGUGGCAAAGCAGUUCUACAGUGGUGGGAGAGAGUGAUGUCAAGAAAAAUUUCCUAAAGGAGAUAUAACUGGCCUUUGGGAAGGGCAAGUUUUCCUGAGGCAGUUCUCUUCACUAAAUAUAUGAAAGCCAAGUGUCUUUGGGCUUCAUUCUGUUCUUCAGGAGAAUAAUUAAUAUCAAAUAUUUGUUGAGCUCUUCUGUGCUCGGGCCUGUGCCAUAUAUUGGAUACGUUAUUUUAGUUAAAUCCUUUUAGGAACCCCUUGAAGUAGGUACUAUUCCAUUUUACAAGUGAAGAAAAUGCUCAGUGAAGUUACAUAAUUAGCCCACGCCAGAGAGUUAAUAGAGUGGGAUUCAAAUCUAAGCCUAUUUAAUUCCACCUUUAACCAUUAAACAAUAGUCCUUUUGGUAAAAGGAGAAAUCAACAUUUUCCUUCUGCUUGUUUUAAUGUGUGGUAGGAGAGGUGCAUGCUGGAUGGAAAGUAAAAAGUAGCUUAGAGAAAAGGAAAUGGGCAGGAUGAGAGAGAAGCCAGCACAGACCAAAUCAGAUACCCAAAGAUUCUCAUAAGUGAAGUUCCUCCUGUUAGUAGCCCUUUAGCAUGUUUUUUCAUUUUUGUGCACAAGGAGAGGUUACUGAGUGUAGUGUAGUUGGCAUCUCUGUUCUCUCUGGAGAGGAAUUCUAUGUGAGGAAGACAGACACAAGUAGAGUACGAGAGAGACAUUCACAAGGGCCAAAGACAUGGAAUAAAAGUGACAGUGCAGGGAGGCGGAGAUGGAGAGGUGCUGAGUGAGUGAGAGGGAGUGAUGCACAUGUAGGUGCUGGAGGGAGCCCAGCAUGAGAAGGGGUAAAUGAGGUAGAUGCUGGGACGGUGGCGUGUUGGUCACAUUAGGUGAGAGCCCUUUUGGAUUUUUGUUCAAUGAGAUGGGCUCAGAGAGGCAGUGGGGUAAUGAUCAAUGCUUCAGUGAGAAGCCUAUACCUUCUGUCUUUUUAUCGUUUUCUGACUGCCAUGAUUUCUAGGCUUCCUAAAUUCCAUACUGCUCUACUUUGACAUUAAGAAGUCUGUCUUUCCUUUUGGCUCAUAGAUUGUGAGACUGAAAGUUAUUGAAGGAAAACAGAUGACAACUGAGUCCUGGAUGGAGUUGGUGAGCCUAAGGGGUGGGCUGUUUGGGCCAUGACCUGCUGCUGGGAUUUGCUUCCAGUGUGGCACAUUCUGGGGUCUCCUUGAGAAAGAGGCAUAGAUCAUCUGCAGGAUCUCUGAGGGUGAUGUGGAGAUCACAACAGGAAUAAGCAAAGGGGCUAUUUAUUCUACACUUGAUCUUAGCCAAAAGGCUGAAAUGCGAUGGAUGGGGCUGUUUAUCCUGGGAAUGUGGAGUUCUCUGCACAAACCUCAUGGACAGUAUAGCAGGGUAUAAAAUAGCAAAGACCUAGGGAUAAAGAGCCCUAACAAUCUUCACUUCUCUCAGUCUGUAGAGAUAAUCAUACAAGUCCUUAAUACUUUAUUUGAAACUUCUGGGGGCAUACAUCUUUUGGAAUUGAGAAGCUUUCAAGUUAUAGAAAGGGGAAUAUAACUAUAUGCAUAUAUAUAUAUAUAUUAUACAUAAUAUGUAUAUAUAACAUAUUAAGAAAUACCGCAGAGGGAUUCAGGGCAGUGUCUUGUAAUGAAACACAUCAUUUCUUCAGUUAAAUGUAUGAAUAUUUAAAAUGAGAUAAAGACUAUAAAUAGGAUCAUAAGUUGAAGUCACAUGAUUUUGAGAGAAAGAUAAUAAAAAAUUGUUUCAUCAGAGACUUUUAAACUUAAAAUUGCAGGUAAUGGGUUUGUGAACUUACAAUUAAUUCUCAGGUUAUAAUGAGGAAUGAGUGUGCCAGGAAAGCUUUCUAAAAUAUCACGUAGUAGGUAUGUAUGAAACCUCAUCCAGAACAUAAUACAAAUGUCCAGGGGAGUAGAUCUUUGGCUCGAAGGAAGAAAGUUCUUACAAUGGACAAUGUGUAGCUUUGGAACCAACUACUGGGGAAUUCUGCACCCCCAGGGGUUGAAGGUGCCUUAGAAGAGUCUUCCUGUAGUGGGAAGGUGAAUUCAUUGCUUAUGAACAUUGGCUGCACAUGAUUUCCCUUUUCAUGUAUCGGAGGGGAAAGGCAAAAGCUGUGUAUGUAUGAUAUGGGAUAUUCUUACAA
Molecule: messenger RNA, 11759 nt
Organism: Fukomys damarensis (Damara mole-rat)
Lineage: Eukaryota; Metazoa; Chordata; Mammalia; Rodentia; Bathyergidae
Gene: Fhip1b
Product: family with sequence similarity 160 member A2
Exons: 12
Coding region: 431-3355 (974 amino acids)
Biological process (GO): endosome organization; lysosome organization; endosome to lysosome transport
Cellular component (GO): FHF complex
Source: RefSeq, a predicted model, not a curated record